Molecule: messenger RNA, 3937 nt
Organism: Gekko japonicus
Lineage: Eukaryota; Metazoa; Chordata; Lepidosauria; Squamata; Gekkonidae
Gene: SETDB1
Product: SET domain, bifurcated 1
Exons: 23
Coding region: 99-3881 (1260 amino acids)
Biological process (GO): negative regulation of gene expression; heterochromatin organization
Cellular component (GO): nucleus
Molecular function (GO): zinc ion binding; DNA binding; histone H3K9 methyltransferase activity
Source: RefSeq, a predicted model, not a curated record
CACUUUUCAGGUUCAAUUGAUUUCUGGGGGGGAGAAAUUUCCCCCCUUCCCUUCCCCCACUUGGGGGACAGGAGUGAAGACAGUGCCCGCCUCUCAAGAUGAAUGUUUCUGCCGCCAUGGCAGACUCACAGGACAUGGUGGAGCUGCAGCGCGAGGUGACGGAGGAGCUGGGCAUCUCCAUGGAGGAGCUCCGGCAGUUCAUCGAGGAGGAGCUGGAGAAGUCGGAGCGGGUCCGGCGGUGGAAGGAGGAGCUGAAGAACCUGGAGGAGUACGUGAAGCAGAAAGAGGACGAAGUGGCUCAUGUGGACCAGCUCCUGGAAAAUGCCGAGAAAGCCGUUGACAAAUGCGAAGUGCUCGUGAAAGACGUCUACACCAGCUUGGGCCUGGAAUAUUGCGAGACCGCCUCCGACGAGGACGACGCGUCCUCCAAGCCAAUGGAAGUGAUUGAGAUCCCCGACGAAGACGACGAUGUCAUGAGUGUGGAUUCUGGCGACACAAGUAACAAAACGGCAAAGGACCAGUCUUUGCUUCGAGAAGCCAUGGCUGCCAUGAGGAAAUCGGCUCAGGACGUGCAGAAGUUUAUGGAGGCGGUGAACAAAAAGUCCAGCAGCCAGGGAUCCCAGCAAGUCAGCCCCGGAUGCGAAAUCAUGCAAGACGGAGACCUGGCGGUGGGCGACCGUGUCUUGGGCAAGAAGCGGACCAAGACUUGGCACAAGGGGACGCUGAUCGCGAUCCAGAUCGUAGGGGUCGGCAAGAAGUACAAAGUGAAGUUCGACAACAAAGGGAAGAGCCUGCUGUCGGGCAACCACAUCGCCUACGACUAUCACCCGUCGUCCGAGAACCUGCAAGUUGGGAGCCGGGUGGUGGCCAAGUACAAGGACGUGAACCAGAUGUGGCUGUACGCCGGGAUCGUGGCCGAGACGCCAAACAUCAAGAACAAGAUGAGGUUCCUGAUCUUCUUCGAUGACGGUUACGCCUCGUACGUCGUCCAGCCCGAGCUGUACCUGAUCUGCCGGCCACUCAAAAAGACCUGGGAGGACAUCGAAGACAUCUCCUGCCGGGAUUUCAUCGAAGAGUACAUCACGGCCUACCCGAACCGACCCAUGGUCCUGCUCAAGACCGGCCAGCUCAUCAAAACGGAGUGGGACGGCACUUGGUGGAAGUCGCGCGUGGAGGAAGUGGACGGGAGCCUGGUCAAGAUCCUCUUCCUGGACGACAAACGCUGCGAGUGGAUCUACCGGGGCUCCACCCGCCUGGAGCCCAUGUUCAGCAUGAAAACCUCAACCGCCUCCACCCAGGAGAAGAAGCAAGGGGGGCAGGCGAGGACCCGGCCAAACGUUGGUGCCGUACGGAGCAAGGGCCCAGUGGUCCAGUACAUCCACGACUUAACCGGAACCAGCACGCAAUUUAAGCCCGUGGAGCCACCCCCGGUGCCGAUCAUGGUGUCGCAGCCGGUUUCGCCGCAGUUUGUCGACGUGGACAGUCCGGAAAGCCAGCUGGCUCAGUCAAAAAAGCAGCAAGUGGCCAAGAAGAGUACUUCCUUCCUGCGUCCGGGCUCCGUGGGGUCGGGACCGUCUUCUCCGUCUUCCCCCGUCCUGGGCGAACCGGCUCCUGUCGUGAGGAGCGGGGUGACCCAGCAAUUUCGGUUCUCCGUCGCUCAGCCGGCCGGCAGCACCUCCGCCCAGCAGUUCCACAGCGUCCUGGACCGUAUGCCCAACGAGAUCUCCUACCGGGCCCCCGUGGAGAAGCUCUUCUACCUCCCCCACGUGUGCAGCUACACCUGCCUGUCGCGGGUGCGCCCCCUCUACGGCGAGCAGUACCGCAGCAAGAACCCCCUCCUCAUCCCGCUCCUCUACGACUUCCGCCGCAUGACGGCCCGCCGGCGCAUCAACCGCAAGACGGGCUUCCACGUCAUCUACAAGACGCCCUGCGGGCUGUGCCUGCGCAGCAUGGGCGAGAUCGAGCGGUACCUCUUCGAGACGGACUGCGACUUCCUCUUCCUGGAGAUGUUCUGCCUGGACCCCUACGUCCUGGUGGACCGCAAGUUCCAGCCGUACAAGCCGUUCUACUACAUCGUCGACAUCACCAAGGGGAAGGAAGACGUCCCCCUGUCGUGCGUCAACGAGAUCGACAGCACCCCGCCCCCCCAGGUGGCCUACAGCAAGGAGCGCAUCCCGGGCAAGGGGGUCUACAUCAACACCGGCUCGGAGUUCCUGGUGGGGUGUGACUGCGAAGACGGUUGUAGGAACAAAUCCAGAUGUGCUUGCCACCAGCUGACGAUCCAGGCAACUGCCUGCACCCCUGGGGGACAGAUAAACCCACAUUCGGGAUACCAGCACAAGAGGCUGGAGGAGUGUCUUCCCACAGGAGUGUACGAGUGCAACAAGCGGUGCAAGUGCAACAAAAACAUGUGCACCAACCGUCUGGUCCAACACGGCCUGCAGGUGCGGCUGCAGCUCUUCAAGACGCAGAACAAAGGCUGGGGCAUCCGCUGUCUGGACGACAUCGCCAAGGGCUCGUUCGUCUGCAUCUAUGCAGGGAAAAUCCUGACGGACGAUUUUGCGGACAAAGAGGGCCUGGAGAUGGGGGACGAGUAUUUCGCCAACCUGGACCACAUCGAGAGCGUGGAGAACUCGAAGGAGGGCUACGAGAGCGAGGCCAAGUGCUCCUCGGACAGCAGCGGGGUCAACCUGAAGGACGACGAGGACGAGAACUCGGGCUCUGAGGAGCCGGAGGAAUCCAACGAGGACAGUUCGGACGACAACUUCUGCAAGGACGAAGACUUCAGCACCAGCUCGGUGUGGCGCAGCUAUGCCACCCGCCGCCAGACGCGGGGCCAGAAGGAGAACGGCCUGUCGGAGACGGCCUCCAAGGACUCCGGCCUGGCCCGGCAGGUGAGCCACGAGGAGGCCGCCCCGUGUAAGCCCCCCCUCUCGGAAGAGACCUCCAAGAACAAGGUGGCCUCCUGGCUGAGCUCCACCAUGUCCGACAGCUUCCAAGACAACGACAGCAGGUCUUCGUUCAGGAUGCACGAGGCGGGCGACGCCAAGCCGGUCAAAUUAGAAAGGGCCGACACCGAGAAGGCCCCGGCCGUUGGACUGGCAGCCAAGGAGGAGACCGGCCCGGAUGCAGACGUGAAGGUGAAGAAGAAAGAGGAACCGGAGGAUCACAGCAGAUCAGCAACUACAGGCAGGGUGUACGGCUACAACCCCAACCCGACGGUACCCAAAGGAGUCCGGAGGCCACUCAGCAAAACCGCCAUGCAUCAGAGCCGAAGGCAGUCGGACACACAGCCUGCAGAUCAGGACGUGAUGAUGCUCUCGAGCAGCACGGACAGCGAGGGGGACAACGGGCGGGGCACCUCGGGGCAAGCGCAGGGCAACGCGAACGACAGCGACGACAUCCAGACGAUCUCCUCCGGGUCCGAGGAGGAGCACGGGGCAGACGAGAAGAAGAACAGCUCUUCCAGGCUCGCCACGAAGCGCCAAGUGGCCGUGAAAUCCACCCGGGGCUUCGCCCUGAAGUCGACCCACGGCAUCGCCAUCAAGUCGACCAACCUGGCCUCGGGGGAGAACGCCCUCAUCCGGAAGAACACGCGGCAGUUCUACGACGGCGAGGAGUCCUGCUACAUCAUCGACGCCAAGCUCGAGGGGAACCUCGGCCGCUACCUCAACCAUAGCUGCAGCCCUAACCUCUUUGUGCAGAACGUCUUUGUGGACACACACGAUCUCCGUUUCCCGUGGGUGGCCUUCUUCGCAAGCAAGCGGAUCCGGGCCGGGACAGAGCUCACAUGGGAUUACAACUACGAAGUGGGCAGCGUGGAGGGGAAGAAGCUGCUCUGUUGCUGCGGAGCCCUCGAGUGCCGGGGCCGCUUGUUGUAAAGGGGAACGAGAUUCUUUUUGUGUACCUGUGUGUGGAGUCGGGUCUUCGAAGGAAA